CAAAAGAGCGUCUGCAAUCGUGCGUGCAACAAUCCCCUGGCAUGGCUUGUUGUUGCUGGAAGCAACAAGUGUGAACGGAUGGUUUUCACCGAAGAUCCGGGUCGAGCCGCCCCGACCACCGACUCGGAAUCACUGCCCCGAAGGCAAAAUGGUCGGACUGGUGCAACAGACGACAACAUCAACCGUUUUGAUCGCAACCUCUACCACGACCCCCAAGAAGCGGAAACUGAGACUACUCACAUCAUCUGGGGUUAAGGUAAGUCCCAUUUCUAUUCUUCGACGUUGUCAGAUCCGUGCCGAUCGCGUCGCAAUGCUGGGCUUGAGAUUUGCCUGAGCCAGGAGCCAGGAGCAUACUCCAGUAUCGGCCGUGGGUCCGCUAUAGCUAUGAUCGGUCUCUCAAUCUCCCACCUGCCACACUCAGAAUUAUGAUGGUUCGAAAGGUCCAUCUCAAAGCGAUUGAAGAUUCCAAUUAUAUCUCUCAUGGAUGGCUCACUUCGGCUCCAUGCGGAUUGCAGGUGGUCUUGAAAGCUGCAGAACUUCUGCUACUGGCUGGCUAAGUGCCAAGCCAAACCCGACCGAUCCGCCUACUCCGUAUCUCAUUCACACUCACUCAUAAACUAAUUUCAAGCACAGUGUCUUAGCUCACACACCCCCAACCUGCCAUAGCUUGGUUGGCAACAAAACGCGCAAGCGACAAAAACUCCACCUCCACAUCCAUCAUAGCGUCGCCUCUACAGUGCUGUCAGUACAGAAUGGAUCCCCUCAUCGAAAAAACCCCAGCCACCGAGGCCGCUGCUGAGCCGCCCGUUGAGGUAUCGACUACAGUCUCAUGGCAGUAAGUUAUCUAGCGAUCUCAAUACAACAUACCCGUUUUCCAUCUUCGGUCACGUUUUGACAUCUAUAGCGAUCCUCACCCGAUUUUCGUCAUCAUAAUGGUCGGAAAGGAUGAAGUUCCUUUUGGCAUCCAAAAGGACCUCCUUUGCGCCCGGUCCCCCUUCUUCCGCGAGCACUUCAGUCAAAAAGGAGAAGAGAACAAAGUGGAGCAUAUAGUGAAGUUGCCAGAUACGAAUGCCGAAAUUUUUGGUUGCUUCCAAAACUUCCUGUAUACAGGUCACGUUUAUGACAGCGUCGCGGGACGAGCCAUACCUGAAUAUCCCCAGUUGAUGGGUGUUUGGAAACUGGCAAUGCAUUUAAAGGUGGCUCCUUUGCGUGUUGCUGUUCUUAAGGUCAUGGCAGAGAGAAGACAGCGAACCCGCCUCAUUCCCGGAACUGAAUUGUUAAAGCAAGCCUGGGAAGAAACCGAAGAGGGCAGUGAUCUUAGGCAAAUGCUUAUCAAAUGGGCUGCUGAACAUAGUGAGACUGCAAAUUUUCCUGCGCUCUGAUACCUCCUUACUCUCGAGUUUUCCUAACUUCAAACAGUGCGCUCUUCUCCCGAAGCCCGUAACGCUUUUGCAAAAUCCUUGCCUCAAGAGAUUCUUUCUGAGCUUGUCAUUGUCAUGUCGGAUCUACCAGCUACGCCAACCUUUGUCCCACAGGCCAUCAACAAACACCCUCAUCUCCCGCAACCUAAUGAAGCCGAAGAGCUCUCUUACCAAAGCCCUUACCAAAGCUCUUACGGUCAACCUGCCCCCAAACGCGCUCGGAAGUCGGAGUCCAUUUCGGUCGCCAAUGGUGAGGGAGUUUAUGAAGUCAAAUCUUCUGCCAAGAAGGCUGCUCGGAAGUCUGAAGCACUUGUACGACAACCAAAGGUUCGGAUGACUAAUAAUAGUGCUUCCUCCGCCCCCGUUCCAAUGGACGCUGAUCACGAACUUGCUUUCUGCCGGGAUCUCAUUACUCGCAUGCUUUCUGGUCCUGGAUUCUGGACACGCCUUGUUGGACCUUUCAAGGAUCCGGUUGACCCAGAUGUACAUAAGGCUCCCAACUAUUUCGACGUGGUCAAGCGACCUAUGUAAGUCUCACCUUCUGGAGUGAAAACUUUUUUUCCCGCAGUUUCUCAAGGCUAGAGAUUGCCAGUGUCUAAGCUUUUACUAUUUCUUUCUUACACCUUUUCUCGAAUGAAUCAAAAGAUACGUGCUAAAUCAGAAAUUCUGAAAUAGGGAUCUCAAGACUAUCAAGGCCAAGAUGGAUCGCAACGAAUACAAGACAGCAGCUGGAUUUGAGGCAGAUAUUCGGUUGAUAUUCAAGAAUUGUUUCGAGUAUUGGACACCGGAUGAUCGAGUCUUCAGGGAUUGCGAAAAGUUUGAGGAAUAUUUCAACGAAAAGUGGUCAAAUAGGGACAAAUGGGUCAUUUCGGGCGUCAAGUCGGAGCUCUUGGACUAGAGUCGACUCAUUGGCCGAGCUCUUCUAGGAGAACCAUUACUGUAUUAGCUGUGGAUAGUGGGGGACAUAAUAACUUGUAAGAACUAGAAAAUGGUGAGUGGAAUUCGACCCCUGCGUCUCUCUUCUGAGGACUCACUAUUGUACGCGUACUAAUUGAGGUCCCUGCAGGUCUGAUUGUUUGGGCUUAGUGGCUGUUUUUGACUGCUUUCUAGGCUUGCAAAUUUGUAUGGUGUCUGGAGUACCUGGUUACCGAUUCGUUGUUAGUAUCAAACAUCAAGCAUUCUGCAU
Messenger RNA from Hymenoscyphus albidus, 2607 nucleotides. The record is from the annotation of a GenBank genome assembly. NCBI's taxonomy places the organism in Eukaryota, Fungi, Ascomycota, Leotiomycetes, Helotiales, Helotiaceae.